GACGGAAAUUGGGGGCCUGCCUUCGCCCCUGUCUGCGUCUCUCUCGCUUCUCUGUGCUACGGGCUUUUGUGAACUUAUGUGCUUCGUGGAUGUGUUGUGCUAACAGUGCACGUGGGACGUGGUACGUCCUAUGUGCAUUGAUGCUGGCGACGUAAAUCUGGUGCUACGUGCUUCGAGAGCUUGGUGCUACGUGAAUUGUCUUACGUGCGACGUGAACGUUGCCAUGGGUCACUGCAGCGUGAGCUUGAGCCACUGUCUACUUCUGUGGAACUUGGGCGGCUGGGCUAAGUCGUGGCCGAUGGCUUGCGCGUCGUUGGUUGAUCGUUGUGGGAUGGAGGCUUCGUCGGCAUGACUGACUAAGGAAAUGCUACAAGAUGCACGACCAGCGUUACGGCUCACAUGACGGCACUGCUUCCGACAGCUCCCUUGGUGAGCAGCAACUGCCUGAUUCAUACAUUACAAGACUACAUGUGCAGAGGCAGAUUGGAUGCGGACUACUUGAUUCAUACAUCACAAGACCAAGACCUGCUUAACAGCACUGGCACUCUUAUAAGAAGAGGAAGAAGAGAGAGGAGGAGGAAGAAGAGAGAGGAGGAGGAAGAAGAGAGAGGAGGAGGAAGAAGAGAGAGGAGGAGGAAGAAGAGAGAGGAGGCACUCUUAUAAUCUUAUAAUUGAAGGCGACUUCGGACAACUGCACUCUGGCCGUCAUCGAUCACACACCAUCUCGGUCCUGACAGCUCCCCCCGGACAAUUCUCAGUCACACGGUCACACGGUCAGUCACACUGUCACACGGUCGCACGGUCAGUCACACUGUCACACGGUCUCGGCCUCCACCCAACUGAGAUUCACAGACAUGCGCACUUCUCUCUCUCUCUCUCUCUCUCCCCAAGACAUGCGCACUUGCACAUGCACAGACGCACACACAGUGGAAACUAGUCAAGCAAGCCAUUGACAUACACAUUUAAGAUUUUGGUUGAUCACAAAAUAUAUUCAGCAAACACAUCAAACAGACUCAGAAUCGGAAUCGGAAUCUUCAUUGAGCAAAGAGAUUAAUUAGGGACAGCAUUUUUUCUGAGAAACGUGCGGAGAACGCGGUCUGCAACUGUGUGGGUCAUUUCACUCAGCGCGAAAGAAAGAACUAUGCAGAGAAGGUAACGGCUUCCCGAAGAAAACUGUCUCAGUAAAAGAAAUGAAAAAGGCUCGGUGGCAACAGGUCAUCGAGUAGUGAAUGGCAGCCUCUAAUGGGCUAUGACGAAGGGAAGGGCUCCCCAGGGGAGAAGGGAAAGGGGGAGUCGACCGGGUUGUGAGAGAGAGAGAGAGAGAGAGAGAGAGAGAGAGAGAGAGAGAGAGAGAGAGAGAGAGAGAGAGAGAGAGAGAGAGAGAGAGAGAGAGGUUGGAGUCGUCGUGUGUGGCCCAUGCCACGCAGCACGUGCCAAAAGCAGCCACCCACCUUCGCCGAGAGAGAGAGCUGUCUCUUAUACACAUCUAGAUGUAUUUCAAGCCGCUGGGAGUGAACAAGCUCACCAGCGAUGCGGGGUGGGGCUGCAUGCUGCGGAGCGGCCAGAUGAUGCUUGCUCAGGCACUUCUUUGCCACUACUUGGGAAGACAAUGGCGGCGCGACACAAAGGCCGGAGAGUAUCUCAGCAUUGUAAGGAGCUUUGGCGACGAUGACUCUGGUGAUUGCCCGUUUUCGAUCCAUAAUCUGAUAGCAGCUGGCAAGCCCCAUGGACUUGCUCCGGGAUCGUGGCUUGGCCCGUACGCCCUAUGCCGAUCGAUAGAGGCACUGUCAUUGACGGAAAACGGUCAGUCUGCACUUCCAAUGACGGUAUAUGUCGUGGCUGGGGAUGCAGAAGGGGAGAGAGGAGGGGCCCCAGUGCUUUGUACCUCCGAUGCGGAAGAUCUUUGCCGGCAGAGACUUCUCAAUUCCUCUGGUGGAUCGGGGAUGCCAGUGGUGUGUGCACAAAAAGAUGCUGCUGAGCAAAGGGGGGGCAUGGAGCAUAAUGCAACAGAGCACUGGGCGGACCGUGGGUUUUCAAAGAGUGAUGUAGAGGAGGCAGAGGGUUGCGAGAACAGGGAUGUUCAUGGAAGGUCUGCAGAGGUUGGAGACAAUGAGGGUGAGGGUUCAAACCAUGAGAAGAGUAGCUUGGACGACUGGGGACCAUUACUGGUGCUUGUGCCGCUUGUUUUGGGAGUAGACAAAGUGAAUUUAAGGUACCUACCUUCGCUUAAGAUUUUAUUCACUUUCCCACAGACUUUGGGCAUUUUAGGUGGGAAACCAGGAGCCUCAACCUACCUAGUUGGAUAUCAGGGGGAUCAUGCCCUCUAUUUGGAUCCACAUGAAGUGCAACAGGUCGUGAACAUUACGGUCGAUGAUCUUGACACAGAUACGAGCUCUUAUCAUUGCGGGUAAGUGUGCAGAGCUGCAAACACUCGCU
Chara braunii is the source of this 2436-nucleotide messenger RNA. The record is from the annotation of a GenBank genome assembly. NCBI's taxonomy places the organism in Eukaryota, Viridiplantae, Streptophyta, Charophyceae, Charales, Characeae.